Diaporthe citri is the source of this 1041-nucleotide messenger RNA. RefSeq lists its product as uncharacterized. The coding region runs from base 1 to 1041 and encodes 346 amino acids. NCBI's taxonomy places the organism in Eukaryota, Fungi, Ascomycota, Sordariomycetes, Diaporthales, Diaporthaceae. The record is from RefSeq and is a predicted model, not a curated record. The transcript is spliced from 3 exons.
AUGCGCAAAGUUAAUGCCCGGCCAAAUUUCCAAAACCUGUGCAUGGAAACGUUGAAAGACGAGGACCUGGAGGAGUGGCUUCAAAGGCCGGGUCCCACGCCGCCCGGGAACGCCGGUGCCCUAGAAGCCCACGUCCGAGUCCUAGUCUGUCACCAGACCGAGAACGAGAUCGACAUGCCUUCCGACCAGACCAAGAACGAGAUCCGUAAGCCGAAAUGCACGGUCUCGCAAAAGUGCUAUCAUGUGGCCAGGAGCUCGUUUGAUGCUAUAGAAGAGCACCUGCGCUUGCCCGUCCAGACGCUGCCUACCAUGAGCAGCAUGUGGGGGGUCCAGUCGAGCGAAUUUGUCACAGAUACAAACGCAGCAGGAAGGGAAACGAUGUGUCUUGACAUCACAAUGAGCAACGCAAGCAUCCCAGAACUUGCGCACUACGGCCUCGCCAUGUCAUACGACUUCUCGACGCGGCGUACCACGGCCUUUGUCAAAGGCAUCAACGCGGUCGACAAGGACUCCGGGAGGAAGUACCAGCCUUGGCAGCUCGACGCCCGCAUCCGCAACGGGCUGCACGACACCAUGCCGCUCUGGCCGCACCCGCUGCUGCUGCCGGUCAUCCUGCUGCAGCACGAGCUCGCCGCCAUCCGCGAGUUCUCGAAGGAGAAGCUCCACGCCGACUCGCACGGCAUCCAGGACACCAUGCGUCUCGACUACAAUGCCCAGGCCAGGAUACUCGGCGGGCUCAACUCGGACGAGGAGGGGCGGGGCGACCGCGCCGAGUUCACCAAUUGGCUCAACGGUCUGCUCUGCAGCGCUCACAGCACCCGCAGGGCUCUCCGUGUGAACAGACAGGCGGCCGGCUUUUUGCUCGGAAUCCUGGACGAGCUGAAAGAUCCUUCGCUGUGUUCUGAGGAGGAGGAGAUCCCGCCCCAGGUGGGACGGCAGAUCAGAGACACCAUCAUGACCCUCGACAGAGGGGCCGCAGGUUUUGAAGCGGGAAUCGACUGUAUCAUCGCGACUCUGGAGACCCAGGUUAACAUUGUAUGA